Messenger RNA from Aplysia californica (California sea hare), 3301 nucleotides. RefSeq lists its product as uncharacterized. Lineage: Eukaryota; Metazoa; Mollusca; Gastropoda; Aplysiida; Aplysiidae. The transcript has 15 exons. The coding region runs from base 126 to 2369 and encodes 747 amino acids. The record is from RefSeq and is a predicted model, not a curated record.
CAUUCACAGUUCACAGUGCUACAUUGUUUACGUUUUUAGGCUGGCCUACUCGAUUUAUUUCUGGUUGCUUUGACCGUCGCUUCAACUACUCAAAGGCGUGUGCUUGACUUGUGGAAGAAACCGUCAUGUCUCCCUCCAGCUGUGGGGUCCUGGGCGUCCUCCUGUUUGUUCUAGCAGUGAUGGACACCAUGUCACCGGCCAGAGGGAAAAAUGUUGUUCAGAUGAAUGUGGAGUCUGGCACUCCCAUCCGCAAAGUGCAUAUUGUCUUUAUGAAUCACUUGGACGUUGGUUACUACGCUGGUCGGGAUAACGAGACAGGGCUGGCGGUGCAGGUGCUGAACAGAUACCUGACGGAAUACUUUGACAAAGCCAUCAACCUGUCCCGCACUCUCAUCGAGAAAGGCUACGUGGAGAGAUUCUUGUACACCACCCAGCCCUGGCUGGUCUCUCUCGUCCUGGAUUGUCCAAAUAUCACAUUGGCCAAUAUUCCGUUGAAGUGUCCAAACGCAACAGAGAAAGAAAAUUUCAAAGCUGCUGUAAGGGAUGGCCUCAUUGCAUGGCACGCAGGGCCCAUGAACAUGCAGACGGACAAUAUGGGAGGGCUGCUGUUCAACUAUGGCCUUGACCUCAGCAAGAGCAUGGAUGCUGUAUUUGGCAUCAACCGGACACACGCUGUGUAUAGUCAGAGAGAUGUGCCAGGUAUCACGAAGGCUGUUAUCCCACGCCUCAUUUCUCGAGGGGUCAAGGCCAUCUCUGUUGGGGUCAACCCAGGCACAGCCCCACCAGCUGUUCCGAGCCCAUUCCUGUGGAAAGUGUCGGAGAAAGAUGCCGAUGGGAUUAUUGGAUUCUGGGAUAAAGGUGGUUACCCACUGAACCCAGGUCCGGACCCCGCCCACCCCGGUGGUCUAGCCACCGACAAAUGUCACUCUAUGGAAGGCCUGGAUGAGGUGCUAUGUUUUGCCUUUCGCACCGACAACACCGGGCCUCCUGUUGAUAUUGAGGAAAUAUUAGGCUACUACGAGAUUUUGAGAGCGGAAUUCCCCGGGGCAGAGCUGGUGGCCUCGACCUUCGACAACUUCAUCGCUGCCGUUGAGCCUCUAAAGGACAAGAUGCCUGUCCACACGUACGAGAUCGGGGACACUUGGAUACAAGGCAUCGUCUCGGACCCUAAGAAGACCGCCAGGUUAAGGGCCUUUGAGAGGGCCUUGGAGUCAUGUCUUGAAGCCGGUAAAUGUUCGUUGAAGGAUAGCAGAAUCCAACGAAUGCUCCGCUUCCUGAUCAAACUUCCAGAGCACACGUGGGGGGCCCAUUACUUUCUGGACAACGUAAACUGGACCAAUCAGGCGUUAUCGAGAGCCAGACAAGGUGACAUCUACCGGAGGACGGAAAUGUCGUGGCAUGAGCAGCGUCAGUUCCUGGACUAUGGCAUGGCCGCGCUGGGGGACCACCCGCUGGCCGACAUGGUAAAACAGGAAUACCAGAGGAUGGAGGCUCAAUCCCCUGACCUAAGUGACUAUGAGGAAGUGAAGCCAAAUAAAGAAGUCCGUUGUGCUGACGGCACCCGGUUCACAGUGUCUAUGGAUGGUUCUCUGAUACAGCUCUAUGACCCGUACAACAAGAUUGACUGGGCGGGGCCAAAGUACCCUCUGGGUGAACUGACCUACGACACAUACGUGGAGAAAGAUUUUGUCGACAUGGCCAAGCUGUACAAUUACGAGGCUGGAGUUGGGUACGACAAACCAAACGUGACUGUCAACGCCCACCCGGAGAAGAGGAGAUGGGAUAUCGGGGUGAAACACAUAUAUCGCAGGCGAAAUGACCCUAGCUGUGAUCUGUGGGUUCAGGCUGCCACUGUGGAUGAACAGACGAGGAGCAAAUAUGGAGCCCCGGAUUCUUUCUACAUUCACUAUGAGCAAAACAAAUACACCCCAGGUCUUGAUGUGACUGUGCUGAUGAUCGGCAAAGUGACCACUCGUCUGCCUGAGUCUGUCUCCAUCCAGUUCUCCCCACAACACCUGGGUCAGUCCUGGCUACUGGACAAGAUGGGUGUGGCCAUUGACCCGUGUCAUGUGGUGCUCAACGGCAGUCAGUACAACCACGGUGUCACCACCGGCAUCGCUUACACCAACCCCAAAGGUCAGGGACUGUUUUUCUCAACGUUAGACACACCUCUUGUCCUGAUAGGCACAGAGGGUCACAUGACCUCGCCUUUUCCGGUGCCUCUCCAGCCCCUCAACUGCUCCAGUAUCACCAGCGUAGCUUUCAAUAUUUAUAACAACAUUUGGAAUACGAAUUAUAUUUACUAUUACCCUUACGUCAAAGAAGAUGCUAAUUUUCAGUCACGAUUUUCGAUAUUCUUUCCGCAUUAAAGAGAAAUACUUAAAAAUGUACAAGCAAUGUUAAAUUUUUAGAGUGAAUUUACAAUCCACGUCAGCAUUUAACAAGUUUGUAUUAGAAAAAUAUUGCGCUGAACUUCUUUUCUCUCUAUUUGAUUUUAAUUGAAUGCUUUGCUUGCUGUUUUUAUUACCUGCUUUUGGGUCAUAAAAGAUUGGAGAUGAUUUUUUUUUUUAUGGCAUCUUGCAGCAGUUGAAUAUCAAAACGAAUGGAUUGAUUGCUUUUUUUUCACUUUUCUACACUACACACAUCUGCCUUAUACUGUGAUAUUUUCAAUCAAAGGCCAUUGUAGCUUCAGCAAUUUACGUGUGUUGUUGGAAAUAAACAUUUGUGCAGCAUCAUAAUGAGAUCAGGUACUCGUCAAAAAAAAUAAUGAAAUAAAGGAAACUGAGAUUUUUUAACCAUUGCAAUUUUUAUCGAAUUUUCUGGUUUUUUUUGUCUCAACACCUCUUAUGUUCAUUGAAAAACACAUUCCUGCUUGGGUUUUACUGAUUAAAGGUUAAUCAAAGGUACAAAAAAAAUGUAAAUUUGCAUUUUUCAAGGUCACAACAGUUUUGGAAGUCACCAAACUUUGCCUGCCUUUGCCUUUUUCUUGCUAAUUUUACCUCCGACAUCAAGUGAUCCUUCUUUAAUCACAAAAAUCUCAACUUCUAUUCUAGAUAGUUGAUUUUUUUUUCUUCAAAAGCAAGGCAAAUGAACAGAUUUUAAGAUGAUACGAAUACAGUCAACUACAGAUGAGUUGAUGUCGUCGUGGGAGUGGAAAAAAGAUCAACUUAUCCGAAGUUCAACUUAACCGUUGGGAACUGUAAACCAAAAGAGAUGCACAUGUGACGCAUUGUGGUGAAAUCAGGCGUUCCUCCAAAUAAUGAAAUCGAAGAAAAUGGCAUUUUUCCGGUACUUUGGCAAU